Molecule: messenger RNA, 1092 nt
Organism: Tigriopus californicus
Lineage: Eukaryota; Metazoa; Arthropoda; Copepoda; Harpacticoida; Harpacticidae
Exons: 2
Coding region: 54-965 (303 amino acids)
Source: RefSeq, a predicted model, not a curated record
UUGGGUCAUCCACCGACAAUUCAACCGUCACAACACUCAAAGUCCCAGCGAACAUGCUCCGAUUAGUAGUAUUGGCUACUACCUUGGCCGUUGCCUUGGGUGACUUCGCCCAUCAGCAAGGUCGCCAAGGUCGUCAAUCUGGCGAUGCUUACCAAGGAUCCAUUGACUUCUCUCAAGCUCAAUUCGACGAAGAAUCUGGAAAGCGUUGUGUGAUUAAGGAUGAGGAGGUUCAAUCUAUUGAGAAGGAGCCCAUUCUGGAGUGCAACCACAAAGAUGUGGAGAAGUGCCACUACACCUAUGUGACCGAGUUCAAACCCGCCCAAGAGGAGGUGUGCGAAGAGAAUUUCGAGAAAUCGUGUCAGAUCACUUUCAAGCAACAAGCAGUGGAGGAGAAUGUCAGAAAAUGUUACAAGCCUUUGGAGAAAGUCUGUAACGGUCAAGGUCCUGAGGAGUGCCGUACCGUCUACGAGUCCUCUUGCACCACCAAAUACGUCGAGAAGCAACCGGGCAAGUUCGUGGGUGACACCAAGUGCGAGAAGCUCCCCAUUGAGAUUUGCGGUGCUGGUUGCGUGACUGAGGAGGGUCCCGAGGAAUGCCACGACAAAACAGUCACAUCCCUCCUUGAUGUGCCUGAGGAGGUGUGUGACUUGAACCCGCAGAAGACUUGCCGCUUCCAGACCAAGCUGGUGCCAUCGCUCUCUCCCAAGCAUGAGUGCACCAUCAUUCCUCAGGAGAUCUGCAACUUGAAGUUCACGUCCCCCAAGUUGGUCAACAAGCCCCUCAAGACCAAGUGGUGCUUGGACGAAUCGCCGAUUGUUCCUGAUGAGACUUAUGACGAAUCCAAUGCUGGAGCCGCUCCCAUUGGUGGCAUUGGCAUUCGAGCUCAAGGCUCCAAUAACAUUCCUACGUACGUGGAAAACCCCUUCACCUCAAACCAAUCCCAGCAACAGUAUCAAACCGCCUAGACAUUUCAAAACGAUUGAAAUUUUGGCCGCCGAGAGCAGAAAGUAUUUACUUUCGUCUAACAUCUAUUUAUUUAUUUAUCUAUUUAUUUGCAUUCUAAGUCACCAUUAAAACAAUCCGGAACCCGGG